AUGUCCAGUAAAGGGAUUGAUCAACCCAUUCUCCAUCAUGCUUUACAAGAAGGUGAUGUGUCCCUCCUUGUCAAGUUAGUUUCUCACGGAUGUGAUCUCAAUGUUCAGUCCUCUGAUGGUCAGACAUGUCUUCACAAAGCGAUUAACUUGUGCUACAGGGCAUUUAGGAUGGUUACGAUUCCAGAUGUACUGAGAAAGAUAUCCGAUGAGUAUUACCAAGGUGAGUUAUCUCCGAAGAAGGCCUUGGUGUUCUAUCUUCUCCAGUGUGGAGCUAAAAUAGAUGUCAAAGAUUUAGUAGGAAAGCAACCAAUCGACUAUGCAAGGAAUGAUGAGAUCAAGCAGAUGAUACUUUCUCGUUCGAAAAUGAAUAGGCAAGCAAGUUCUUCCAAUGUCACAGGAGUGACUGGGCAGAAACAGAAGAGACGAUCUAUCAAUGAAAAUGAGAAUGUUUUUGAAAAGAGACCCAGGCAGAGACUAGAAUACUCAAAUUCAGAUGUCCUUCAUGAUACAACUAAUGCUAAGCAAUCCAAUGGUCAGUUGGAGGAUACAGCAAGUAAAAUGAUUACCCAAACAGAUCAGUUGAAAGGAUCAAUGAUGAAAGGAUCUAUGGAUUCAGGUACGCGCGCCUUAAUGCUUUUACUAGCGCCUCCAAGAAAUAAAUAAAAUAGUACAUAUAAGCGCAUACAGAGAAAUGACAAAUGUUUCCUUAUUUUAUAACAUAAUAUUGUCAAUAUCCUGGGGUUUACCGUGGGCAUGCUGUAAAAUUUAUUCAAAUUGCUAAAAGGAACAUUCUAAAAAUACUAAUUUAAUCCUCUUCGCACUUGGCAGUACAUAAGGCCUUUUCAGCUGAACGCCAGUUUCUUCUGUUCUGGGCGAGUAUCCCCAGCCCAUUCCAAGUUUGAUAUAUUGGUUUGAUUUCUUGUUCUAUGGUUCUCCUCCAUGUCCCUUUUGGUCUGCCCUCUUUCUUUGCUCGUAUGGUGUCCAGUGUAGGGAUUUCUUUGUAUGUCUAGUACUGUCCAUGUGCAGUAUGUGUCCCGUCCAUCUCCAUCUUCUUUUAGUUAUUUAUAUUGUUUAUGUCAUUGAUACCUUUUUAUUUUUUUUAACUUGUUUGUUAUUAUUUGUGGCAAUCUUAUAUUUAAAAUCCUGCGCAGACAUCUCCCCUCAAAUCCCCCCAGCUUUGACACUAUUGUUUAAAAUAGUUGGGUGAAUAAAUGUCCAAUUUCAAACAAACAAUCGUUAACACACUGCCCAUACAACUAUUGGUUAAAAUUUGUUAGAUAAUCAAUUUGAAAUGUGGUUGCCCAUCGGGGGCCCGUUGCAUAAAACUUUUUACCUGAGAA
Molecule: messenger RNA, 1340 nt
Organism: Lytechinus variegatus (green sea urchin)
Lineage: Eukaryota; Metazoa; Echinodermata; Echinoidea; Temnopleuroida; Toxopneustidae
Exons: 5
Coding region: 1-663 (220 amino acids)
Biological process (GO): RNA processing
Molecular function (GO): protein binding; RNA nuclease activity; RNA binding
Source: RefSeq, a predicted model, not a curated record